AUGGCGUAUGGCUUACCCUAUGGCAUGGCAUCACGGAACUUCGCACUGUGCGCCCUUAUUGUCACCUUCUGCCACGUCAGUCUCGGACAAACGCCGCCCAAGUCCGAGGUCCUGCCCGAAUUUCUGGCGCUCUUAGAAAAUCACACGGUCACUCAAGGUCGCGACGUCUCCUUCACCUGCGUCGUUAAUCAUCUCCAGUCUUACAAGGUCGCCUGGAUAAAGUCGGAUUCGCGUGCGAUUUUGGCCAUUCACACGCACAUGGUGGCGCACAACCCACGCUUGUCUGUCACUCACAACGGCCAUAACACAUGGAAGCUGCACGUGACUAACGUUCAGCCGAACGACUCCGGCACGUACAUGUGUCAAGUUAAUACGGAUCCCAUGAGGAGCCAGACCGGCCACAUGAAGGUCGUGAUACCACCCGAUAUCAUGGACUUGGAUAACACCGCGGAUAUGCUGACCGCGAAGGAAAACGGCGAUCUGAUGUUGCGAUGUCGAGCUACUGGCAACCCGGAACCGGUGGUGAUUUGGCGACGGGAAGAUGGCCGUAACAUCACGCUGAGGAACGAGAACAGCGUUAAGCGAACAGCACGUACAUUUGAGGGCGAGCAACUUCAUCUGCGCGGUAUUCAACGACAGGAGAUGGGAUCUUAUCUCUGUAUCGCGUCGAACGGAGUGCCGCCGUCGGUCAGCAAGAGAUAUUACGUCAACGUCCGUUUCAAACCGCUGAUUAAAGUCUCAAACCAGUUAGUAGCGGCACCCGUCGACAGCGACGUCCUUCUUCAGUGCUACGUGGAGUCUUCGCCGAAGGCUCUAAACACAUGGUACAGAAAUAAUGGAGUCAAACUACUUGAGAGCGAGAAACACGAUAUAUCAGAAAUAAUCAUCAACGACUAUGCAUAUCAGCUAAAUCUCACUGUCAAACGCCUUGACAAAUCUGAUUUCGGUACUUACACGUGCUCCGCUGAAAACGCUUUUGGAAAAGCGGAAGGAUCCAUAAGACUACAAGAGCUGCAGAUAUCCAAAUCAACGACAGCCUCCACACGAAAUACCGAGCUUAUCGAAAAACAUAUCUGGCGGAAGCAAACGGAGAAGAAGGGAAAGAAAUACUCGUACGUGCUUAACAAAACGGAGUCGGAUCUGACCCUGAAGAAUGUGGGUCACACCACGCCAAUGUCCAGGCGGAAUUUGUCUAGCUCAUCACCGAAUAUCGCGAACAAGUCGAGAAUCUCCGCGUUUCCGCCGCCAGCACCAGCUCCAGCGCAUUCGGCGCCCACACGAUUGGACGGCCAGAACGGCGUUAAAUCAUUACGUGAUUCGCGAUUAUGUUACGUCGGUUUCGUCGUGAUCGUCCUGAUGAUUUUAAUUCAUGAUUGAAACGAAGAGCAAGACAUUUCGUAACGAGAUCGUUCAUUUGCAACGAAAUCGGAUUAUUUGUCGUUAUUUCGAUUGAUGAAAGACACGUAGAGUGGAAUUACGUGUAAUUGAUAUUCAAGUAAUUUUUUUGCCAUGUUUUCGUUUAGGUGUUAGAAAAAUGUGAUGGAGAUAUCGAGAGAAUCGAUAUUUUGCUGUAAAUAAUAAGACAUUUUUAUGACAAUAAAUGUAGUUACGUCUAAAAAGUAAAUGAAAUCACGAAAAGGUAUCUGAGAAGUAGGUGCAGAUUACGCUGUUAAAAACGCACGCUUAUAACUGCCAUUAUACAAAAUUCUAGAUGAUACAGUAUUUGCUAAUAUUCAUUUUUUUAUCGAAUAUAAGGCGAUAAAUUGACGUGCAGCAUUCUUUUGUUUCGAAAAAAGGUCACCAUUUUAUACAUAUUUUCAAAUAGUAGACAUUAUUAAGCAUAAGACUUAUAAAAGUCGUUCCAAUUGAUUCGUGUAAUUACGCGCGGUUAAUAGAUAAGCGUAUACAUCGACAGAGUAAUUAAUGAGGGGUCCAUAUUAAGAACCGACUGAAUUCGGAAUUCGUUGGUCUUUCGAAAUUGACUGAAUUAAAUUUAUUCGUCUCUAGGAACGGUCGUAUUUAACGAGAAUUGUGACAUGUAUAUAUGUAUGACAAUAAAUGUUGUUUUUACUAUCAUCCGCGAGCGCGACUUUUCUCUUUCAGGAUGUCCCGAUGCUUUUCUGGCGAUAAAAAUAAAA
Molecule: messenger RNA, 2138 nt
Organism: Trachymyrmex cornetzi
Lineage: Eukaryota; Metazoa; Arthropoda; Insecta; Hymenoptera; Formicidae
Product: lachesin
Exons: 8
Coding region: 1-1377 (458 amino acids)
Cellular component (GO): neuron projection
Source: RefSeq, a predicted model, not a curated record